CUCUCUCUCUCUCUAAUUCGGUCCGUCCUUUAUUUAUCGUCGUCUUCUUUAUUGCUAAUGAUCCCUGAUCAUUUUCUUUUUCUUUUUCUUUUUUUGUUCAUUUUAAAUUUCUGCUCCAAAAACCCUCAAAAGCUCUUCUUUUAGGCUCUGGGUUUCCGUCUUCUUUCUCAAAAAGUCCUGAUAGUUGUUGAAUUCUAUACUUAAGCAGCAACACCGCCUUGAAGUGCCUUGUUUCUUUAACUCACGUGCACUUGACAAAUUGCUCUUUCGAUGGAUUUGAAAGCAAUAUCCUGGGUUGGGAAUAUAUAUCAGAAGUUUGAAGCUAUGUGUCUAGAGGUUGAAGAGGUUAUGUAUCAGGACACCGUUGAUUACGUUGAAAAUCAGGUGCAAACAGUUGGUGCGAGUAUGAAGAAGUUUUAUUCGGAAAUUAUGCAAGAUUUGCAUCCCGAAUCUUACGUAGAUCCCGUGAAAGUUGCUGCUGCUGACUUGUCUCUGAAUCCUUAUGCUCACCAUGAGAUUGAGAAGAAGCAAAAGGCGAGCCUCAAAGAACAUUCUAGAGGCACAGAUAUGAAAUUUACCGAAGAUACUGAAGUCAUCAAGGGAAAAAGCAAACACGGUGGGAUCUAUAAACGCAGAAGUGUUGGGAACAGAAAGAAUGCUAAAGACAACUAUCCUCCAUUAAGGAUGUAUUUACCUGUGACUCCUUUGUCCUCGGAGAGGACUAGGAAGUCAUCGGGCUGUGGUAUAAGAGAAGGUUAUGAAAUGGCAUCUGAUCGCAUGGAUGAAACUUUUCAUCUACCCUCGGCUAAAGGAUAUGCCUCUCGAGAAAUGGUAAGUGAAACUUGUGAUCCUAAAUCAGAUACAAAUAUGCACACAACCAGCAGUUCUAUAGAUAAUGCAGUAUCUGGCACGGCACUAAAAGAUGAAUAUGCUGAGCAGAAGCAAGAUCCUGGAUGCACUUCCCCUUUCGGGGGCUCAUCAUCAGGAUCGAGUGGUACACCACAUGGACAAUUGACAGAUGGCACAAUUUCUCAUACUGGUGAUAGUACAAUCAACAAUGGAUCUGCAGAAAGAUCAGAAAACCAUGAUUUUGAUGUACUCGAGGCGGGUGAUGUGCUCGAACAAGAAGUGGAAGUAGAUCGUGAUGUUGAGUCACGGUUGGAGGAAACAUGUGUAUUGGUUGAAGGGGACGAGCUUCUCGCCCCACAAGAUCCCGUCAAACACAAGUCGUACAAGAAAAAGAUUCGCGAAGCAUUUUCUUCAAGAAUGAGAUUAACGAGGAAGGAGUAUGAGAAUCUCGCAACACGAUACGAAAAUCAACCUUCAAAUCGUGAUUCUGAAGAGAAGGAAGUGGGAAUGAAGGCAAGCACAAAGGUAUCAUCAGCAAGUGACUUUCCUGAUUCUGAGUGGGAGCUGCUCUAGAUUUGAAGCUUACUGGAAAUAGUAUUUUGCACUUUCCAAUCAAUGUGUAUAUUUAUACAAGAAUGUGAAGAGUAAGGAAUGUGCAUUGCUUAUAUCAGUAAUAAAUAUAAUCCUACUAUUCUCUUCAGAACUCAGUGUACCUACCUAUAAAUACUGCGCAUUAAGAUUGUAAUAAUAAUGUAAUAAUAGAAAAAGUGUUAUACCGAUUAAAUUUGGUUUCAGUCCAUCUGA
Messenger RNA from Ipomoea triloba (trilobed morning glory), 1653 nucleotides. RefSeq lists its product as uncharacterized. The coding region runs from base 271 to 1422 and encodes 383 amino acids. The transcript has 7 exons. Lineage: Eukaryota; Viridiplantae; Streptophyta; Magnoliopsida; Solanales; Convolvulaceae. The record is from RefSeq and is a predicted model, not a curated record.